This is a messenger RNA of Helianthus annuus (common sunflower), 881 nucleotides long. Its product is annotated as DNA-directed RNA polymerase III subunit RPC8. NCBI's taxonomy places the organism in Eukaryota, Viridiplantae, Streptophyta, Magnoliopsida, Asterales, Asteraceae. Bases 3 to 746 code for a protein of 247 amino acids. Gene Ontology annotation, biological process: DNA-templated transcription; transcription initiation at RNA polymerase III promoter. The record is from RefSeq and is a predicted model, not a curated record. The transcript is spliced from 8 exons. Gene Ontology annotation, cellular component: RNA polymerase III complex.
AUAUGCAACAUAAACAAAUUAGGGUUCACUUCAUUAACAGUCGACGCCCGCAUUAUUUUUACUCGCCGCCGUUCACGACCACGGUCCACCGCUGCGGCGCCGCCCGCCGCCCACCUCCGUUCACUUUUCACUACCCCCACUCCAAUUUCUUGCGAGGUGUAAAUAUGUUCAAUCUAACGAAAUUGGAGCAUACGUUAAGACUGGAGCCUCAUCUUUUGACCCUUCCUCUCAACGAAGCCAUUAAGGGAGAGCUCGAACGUCUCUUCGUCGAUAAGAUAAUCGCAAAGUUGGGCCUAUGCAUAUCUGUAUACGAUAUAGAAUCAAUUGACGGUGGUUUUAUUUUUCCCAACGAAGGCGCUCCAACCUACACAGUAAAAUUCAGGCUGAUAAUAUUUCGGCCCUUUGUAGGAGAAAUUAUAUCUGCAAGACUAAAAGAGUCAAACGCUGAUGGUUUACGGUUAUCACUUGGAUUUUUUGAAGAUAUAUACAUACCCGAAUUGCUAAUGCCGGAGCCAUCCGAAGCUGAGCCUGACCCAGAAAACAAGGGCCAAGUUAAAUGGACAUGGUUAUUUAACGACGAGAAGUAUUUAAUAGACGGAGUCGAUGAGAUUAGGUUCCGGGUUCAAAACAUUAAGUUCCCUGAAAUCCCAAGAGAGCAAAAAGACCCGAAGCCUUUUGCCCCGAUGGAGAUCAUUGGAUCACUUGUGUCGGAGGGCGGUUUGGGCCCCGUUUCAUGGUGGGUGUAGUCGAUGCGAACAAAAUUUUCUGUUGGUUAUGCCUUGUAGAUCAGAAAAAUGUUAUUUUCAUACAUCUUUUCUGCAAAUUUUGAGUUUUUUGUUCACAGUUUUUAUAUAUUAGCUUAGUUAGUACUUUAAAAGUCA